Molecule: messenger RNA, 819 nt
Organism: Varroa destructor (honeybee mite)
Lineage: Eukaryota; Metazoa; Arthropoda; Arachnida; Mesostigmata; Varroidae
Product: ATP synthase-coupling factor 6, mitochondrial-like
Biological process (GO): proton motive force-driven ATP synthesis
Cellular component (GO): proton-transporting ATP synthase complex
Molecular function (GO): proton transmembrane transporter activity
Source: RefSeq, a predicted model, not a curated record
UGUCCUGAGAACGAUUGGCUGAAGGGCAGGCACUAUAAUCGAGCAGUGGCAGUUAAGUGCGCCCCUGUGAAAUUUUCAGAAUGAUUCUAACCCGCAAAACGAUCGAACUGACUCAACAUCUCAUCAAAAGGAACUACGGUAUCUCUGCUGUGCUUCUUAGCAAGGCUAGUGACCCAAUUCAGCAGUUGUUCGUGGAUAAAGUUCGCGAAUAUGGCUUGAAGUCAAAAGGUCAGCUAUUCGUCGAUGCGACGCCAUCUAUUGAGAAGGAGUAUAAAGAUGAGAUAAGCAAGGCUGAACGCCACUACGGAGGUGGCAAGGGCGUCGACAUGAAGAAAUUUCCCGACUUCAAGUUCUCUCAACCAAAAAUUGAAAUUAAUUGAAAUGGCCUCUGGAAUGAUUCUUAAUGUUCUAGUUAUGUAAUUAAAAUGGCUUUUGGAUUUUUUUGAUAUAUCAUGGUAAAGCAAGAAAUAGAAGCCAAUUAUCGAAAUGAAAUUAGUGAAUAAAUUGAACAUAUAAUUCUAGUUAUCUUCUAUUAGUCGUAAAAAUGAGUGUAGUAUGUAGAAAGCAUAUAUUUUGUUGGCAGAGAUAGCAGUAAAGCUUAACAAAGAUCUUUUUACAAUGAUAUCAAUCUGCAUUCGCGCAGCAAUAGAAUCUACGCCAGAAGAUAUUGAAAGAGCACGAAAGAAAAUGACCGAUCUGUUACGGAAUUACAGAAAAAUAUGUUUCUAUCUGUGAUUUUUAUUAGUUAAACCUGAGCGAACCUCAUAUGUGUUAUAUUUAAUUACUAAAUAAUUCCAUAAAUCUAAGACAAAGACAAGA